AUGAAAAUUGCAACAUUUCUUUUAAUUAAUGCUAUAUUUCUUGUACUGCCUCUACUAAUUGAGUCACGACCACCAGCUAAUAGGACUCAAAAGGUAGAACAACUUGCAGUUCAAGAGACGGCCAAAUUGUUAAAAGAAGAUAAAGAGCUAAGGGAAAAGAUUAAAUCGAACAAGAAUGAAGAUCUUGGUAAAGAUGGUAAAAUUAAUCCCAAUUUACAAGAGCUUAGUAGAAAAAUGAUAGAUAGAUUCGAUGAUCUUGAACAAGAAAAGAUACGUGAACAAAGAAAAUUACAAAAUCAACUACGAAAAGCUGAGAAGCAACAAGAGAAUCCAAAUGUACCAUUCCAGAAUACGGAUGGUGAGGAUCCACAUGAAGUAAUUGAGAGAAUCAAAGAAAGAUUGGGAGAGAUCGCUGAAGGAAUACGAUUAGUUGAAGAUGCCAAACAUCAGGAGUUCAUGCGGUAUGAAUACGAGAAAUUGUUACUUGAAAAAAAAAAUAUAGAAGAAAUGGUUAAAGAGCAAUCGAAAGCUGCUGAAGAUGACAAAAGUGGACACAGCAAUUCUGAGGAAAAGGCGAAACUUCAUCAUCCGGGAAGUAAAGCUCAACUACAAGAUGUUUGGGAAAAAGACGAUGGCUUUAGUCAAGGAGAUUUUUCACCUAGAUCAUUUUUCGCUGCUCAUGAUUUAAAUGGUGAUGGACAAUUAGAUUUUGCGGAGUUAGACGCAAUCAUGCAACGAGAGAGCCAUAAGCUUACCAAGAAUGAUGGUAGCAAUGAUGAAGUGAAAAUGAGAAAAAUUACAACCGGAAUGCGCAAUCACUUUGUCCGAGAGAUCGAUACCAAUAAAGAUGCUUUAAUCUCGUUGGAUGAGUUUAUUAAAGCUAGUGAAUCGAAAGAAUUCGAACACGAUGAAGGAUGGGACCCAGAGCGAGAGGAUAAUGAACAUAUGGAUCCCGAAGAAUUUAUGAGAUACGAACAGAGAAUUCGCGAGGCUGCGCACUUUGACAUGGAAGACCCAGAAAACCGUGAAUUUUUAAGGAUGUAG
This is a messenger RNA of Trichoplax adhaerens, 1044 nucleotides long. RefSeq lists its product as uncharacterized. The transcript is spliced from 7 exons. Gene Ontology annotation, cellular component: extracellular exosome; endoplasmic reticulum-Golgi intermediate compartment. The coding region runs from base 1 to 1044 and encodes 347 amino acids. The record is from RefSeq and is a predicted model, not a curated record. Gene Ontology annotation, molecular function: calcium ion binding. NCBI's taxonomy places the organism in Eukaryota, Metazoa, Placozoa, Uniplacotomia, Trichoplacea, Trichoplacidae.